Cyclopterus lumpus (lumpfish) is the source of this 1668-nucleotide messenger RNA. It is a transcript of the gene b3gntl1, whose product is annotated as UDP-GlcNAc:betaGal beta-1,3-N-acetylglucosaminyltransferase-like 1. The record is from RefSeq and is a predicted model, not a curated record. The transcript has 13 exons. Lineage: Eukaryota; Metazoa; Chordata; Actinopteri; Perciformes; Cyclopteridae. The coding region runs from base 101 to 1216 and encodes 371 amino acids.
GGUAUUCAAUGUUUGCGGAAGCUGUGACGCCGUUGCCCGCGCGCUGCGAUUUUGGACGACGCGUUUAGCUGAAAAUGUGAGUUACGAACUGGAGGCUGACAUGAGCCCAUCGAAGCGGCUCCGCACCACAGAAAAUGAAGCAGAAGCAGCGACAGGAAGUCGGGAGAAGGAGAGGGGAGCAUUGGAUGUGAGUGUUACCAUGCCAAUGUACAACGCCUCCAGUUGGCUGGAUGAAGGCCUGCAGGCCAUAUUACACCAAGACUUCUUGGGAACCAUGGAGCUCUCUGUCUUUGACGAUGCAAGCACUGAUGACUCCAGGAAAGUGGUGGAGGGUUGGAGGGAGCGACUGGAGGCGAGGGGCAUCUCAGUGGUGAUCUCCGGCCACAACUCGGCCCAACCCAGAGGAGUGGGAUAUGCAAAGAAUAAGGCAAUAACUCAGAGCUGUGGACAAUAUUUGUGCUUUCAGGAUGCGGAUGACGUUAUGUUGCCCCAGAGAGUUCGUCUGCAGUAUGAGGCGUCUUUCCUCCACCCAAACACUCUGAUUGGCUGUAAAGUUCAGAGGGUUCCGGAGGGAUCGACUGAGCGUUACACUCGCUGGAUCAACACAAUCUCUCAGGAUCAGCUCAUCACGCAGGUGUACACGUCUCAUGGGCCCACAGUCGUCAUGCCGACAUGGUUCUGCUCAAGGAACUGGUACCUGAAGGUUGGACCGUUUGACGAGGGAGGCAAGGGAGUCCCCGAGGACUUGCUCUUCUUCUACCAGAGUCUCCGUCAGGGAGGGAGCGUGGCCAGGGUCGAUCAGUGCCUGCUGGUGUACCGUUACCAUGAGAAGGCCACCACUCACUCCGUUACAGAGGAAACCAUUUGGAAGCUGCGAGUGGACUUCCUGCAGGAGCGAGUUCUCAGCCAAUGGGAGAGCUUCACCAUAUGGAACGCCGGGAAACAGGGCCGGAAGCUGUACCGAAGCCUGAGCUCGACCAAUCAGGAGAAGGUGAAAGCUUUCUGUGAUGUCGAUGAGAACAAGAUCCAGAAAGGCUUUUACACAUAUGAGGAAUCCAAGCAAAGACCGAAGCCCAAAAUCCCCGUUCUGCACUACAAAGAUGCCUCCGCUCCAUUCAUUAUCUGUGUCAAACUGGACAUGACAGGAGGCGUUCUGGAGGAAAAUCUCAACUCUUUGCUGCUAAAAGAAGGAACAGAUUUCUACCAUUUCAACUGACUGCUCAGAGAGACGGAGGCAACAAGAGGAGCCCUGCAGCUUUAACAGGCUGAGAGGAAAGCACACGAACUGAGGGAGAGGCAGGUGAUGAUACAGAGUGAGCUGAACACUGGGACACGGUCAAUGACAACAGCAAGACCAGGGAAAGAGAACGUUAAUAUGGAUUUCAAGUGUUAAAAGAUGCGUUUUGUGUGGGGGGAAAAUUAAAGUUCUCAAAGUUGCAAGAUCUGCUGCAUUAACAUUGUUAUUUAUGGUGGGUGGGACUUAUUAAUGAUGUAUGUGAAAUAAUACAUAAUUAAUUAGGAAAAUAUUAAUGACAUUCUCCAAAAUGUGAACAGAUGAGCAGAUUAGAGUUGCUGCUUCAUUUUUCAUCAGGCAAGUGAGAAACGCUGUCCGUAUUUCAGUAUGAGGAACGGCUGCGGAACUUCAUUGAUUAAAUAUUUAGUUUCUAU